AUGGGUUACUUCUUGUACUUCUCCGCUGAGACAUGGACUCUGCUGGUUGCCUUUGUCACACUCCUCCUUGUGUAUGCCUACUGGCCUUAUGGAACUUUCAAGAAAUUAGGUAUCUCCGGUCCUAAACCUGUCCCAUUUUUUGGGACAAUGCUGAAUUAUCGAAGGGGGUUCUUCAACUUCGAUCAAGAGUGCUAUAGGAAAUAUGGGAAAAUAUGGGGUAUUUAUGAUGGCCGCCAGCCCGUGUUGUGUGUUGCAGAUCCUGAAAUCAUAAAGGCCAUUCUGGUUAAGGAAUGCUACUCUUUCUUCACCAACCGCAGAAAUUUCCGUCUGAAUGGGCCCCUGUAUGAUGCUGUAUCCAUUGCUGAAGAUGACCAAUGGAAAAGGAUCCGUAGUGUCCUGUCUCCUUCCUUCACCUCUGGGAGACUGAAGGAGAUGUUUGAAGUCAUGAAGAGUCAUUCUGCUAACCUGAUCCGCAGCAUGAAGAAAAAGGCAGACAAGGGAGAAGCAUUAGAACUGAAGGAAUUCUUUGGAUCAUACAGCAUGGACGUCGUAACCAGUACAGCCUUCAGUGUAGAUAUAGAUUCACUGAACAACCCUUCAGACCCAUUUGUGACAAACAUCAAGAAGAUGCUGAAGUUUGACUUUUUAAACCCCCUCUUCCUUGCUGUUGCUUUCUUCCCCUUCCUCGGCCCCAUAUUUGAAAAGUUAGAAUUUUCUUUUUUCCCCAAAUCUGUGACCGACUUCUUUUAUGCUUCUCUGGAGAAGAUUAAGUCAAACCGUGAGACCAGCCAGCAAAAGAGUCGAGUAGAUUUUCUCCAACUAAUGAUUGAUUCUCAAAAGAACAAUGGGUUGCAAACGGACAAAAGUGAGACGUACUUCAAACACUCACAAUAUCACACAGCUACACAUCUUACUAUUAUGAACCAUGUUGUAUUUUCUGCAGGAUUAAGUGACCAUGAGAUCCUUUCUCAAUCCAUGAUUUUCAUUUUUGCUGGUUAUGAAACAAGCAGCAGUUCUCUCUCUUUCUUGGCUUACAAUCUGGCCACGAACCCAGAGGUCAUGAGAAAGCUCCAGGAGGAGAUUGAUUCCACCUUCCCCAACAAGGCUCCUGUUCAGUAUCAGCCUCUGAUGGAGAUGGACUACUUGGACAGUGUCAUCAAUGAGUCUCUCCGCUUGUUCCCCAUUGCCGCACGUUUGGAGCGUGUGGCCAAAGCAUCUGUGGAGAUAAAUGGCCUUGUGAUUCCAAAAGACAUGGUUAUCCUGGUCCCCACAUGGCCUCUGCACCGGGACCCUGAGAUAUGGCCAGAACCAGAGAAAUUCAAACCUGAGAGAUUCAGCAAGAAAAACAAGGAGGACAUUGAUCCAUACACAUACAUGCCUUUUGGGUUAGGGCCAAGGAACUGCAUUGGGAUGAGGUUUGCUCUAGUGGUGAUGAAACUGGCAGUGGUGGAGAUCCUGCAGCAGUACAGCUUCUCUGUGUGUAGAGAGACUGAGAUCCCAUUUGAGAUGGAUGUCCAGGGUUUGCUGGCACCCAAAAGACCCAUCCAGCUGAAGCUGAUCCCUCGAUCCUAACCUUCCAGCUGAAGAAAUAUUUUUAAAUCAAAUUGUGAAGUUUAUUUUCUGAAAUUUAUAUUCCCUUCCCAUAAAUGAAUUUGUUGUAUAAUGAUACAUCUUAUAUAGCGCUUAUAAUACAACUUAAUCAAUGAGCUUUAUUUUCUGUCCCUGUUUUUCUAUAUGUAAUAAUGUAUAUUAGGAUAUAUAUGAUUUUUCCAGCUUAUGAAAUAUAUCUAAAUCAAAUUGUAAUGUUUAUUUGGUGAAGUUUACAUUCCUUUCCUAUAACUGAAUUUUUCAGUUAAGCCUAUAGCAUUGUAAGUUCCUUUUUCUUUAUAUGCUGAACUGAGAGAAAAAUAUUUUUAAACUGUGUUGCCAAUAAACAGUGUACAGGUGUACUUUAGACUGAUCACAGUAAAAUACCACUGCAUUGUGCUGCUUUAGAACACAGCACAAUGCCACAGAUGUUGCAAUUGGCAAACUGACUGCAGGAAUGUCAACUACAGCUAUUGCUUGUGAAUUUAAUGUUCAUUCCUCUAACACAAGUUCACACAUUCCUGUCCAAAGGCAUUUCAGAGAAUUUGGUAGUACAUUCAACUGACCACACAAUUGCAGACCACAUGUAUCCACACCAGCCCAAGACCUUCACAUCCAACAUGUUCACCUCCAAGAUCAUCUGACAUCAGCCACCCGGAUAGCUGCACAAUCUGCCAGGUUAUCAGCUUGACUGUAUCUGACUUGAGUGGGAAAAUUCUCAUAUUUGAUAGCCUCCUGGGUCUGGACAUACGUCAGACAGCAUGUGUGGCAUUGUGUUGGUCAAUGGUUUGCUGAUGUCAAUCUUGUGAACAUCAGCAAACAUUUGCUGCACAGUCAUGUUGGAAGAGGAAGUAGCCAGCUCCAAACUGUUCCCACAAAGCUGGGAGAGUGGAAUUGUCUAAAAUGUCUUGGUAUACGUAGUUCCUUUCACUGGAACUAAGGGGCCAAGCCCAGCUCCUGAAAUUCAUUGGAAUUCACUGAGCUCCUGAGAUUUACCCAUUCUUUCACAAAUGUAAAAACAGUUUGCAACCCUAGGUGCUUCAUUUUAUACACAUCUGGCCCUAGAACGAAUGGGAACACUUAUGAUUUUUAAUGAGUGAGCAAAUACUUUUGGCAAUAUAGUGUAUAAAAAUAUUUUAUUU
Messenger RNA from Xiphophorus couchianus (Monterrey platyfish), 2729 nucleotides. RefSeq names its product cytochrome P450 3A30. Gene Ontology annotation, molecular function: heme binding; oxidoreductase activity, acting on paired donors, with incorporation or reduction of molecular oxygen, reduced flavin or flavoprotein as one donor, and incorporation of one atom of oxygen; steroid hydroxylase activity. Bases 1 to 1572 code for a protein of 523 amino acids. Lineage: Eukaryota; Metazoa; Chordata; Actinopteri; Cyprinodontiformes; Poeciliidae. The record is from RefSeq and is a predicted model, not a curated record. The transcript has 12 exons.